CAGCGCUUGCGCACUGGCUUCUGAUUGGACAGCUAACCGUGAUAGAGAACAGCUGAUCAGUCUAACUAACUAGGAAAGGGAGAAAAACACUAAAUUUGUGUUUACUCAUCAUCGUGUAGGGACGGAAAGCUACUCAAAGUCGCCGAAAGGCCACCAGAGGUCGCUGUUGGUCCAAAACUGGGUCUGUUCUAGACCACACCUGUUCGGUUUAUUACUCAGAAACUGAAUCGUUGAUGAAAUCGUUGAAGGCCACCAUGAUGAAUUCCAGCUCAAACAUCCGUUCUGGUAAUUCUUUAAACAAAGAAAAUAUCCCACCUUCCACCAAAGCUGAGGCCUUUCAACCCCAAAGGACCAAACAGCGGACAGCGCUCGGUGUUUUGUCAGAGAAUGAGCAGUAUGGUCUAUCCUUCAGCCAGGGAAGCCAGUUUUCCAGACACAGUUCGGUUUCAGACAGCUCCCAGCUCAGCGUUUUUGGCUGGCCGUCCAGCUCCAGCUGUGACGUGUACGUGGAAGAGGCUUGUGAAGUUGUUCUUGCAGCUUCUGGACAGGAGGUGGUGUCAGAUGAGCUUGGUGCUGAGGCCAACCCCCUGCAGAGUCUCCUGAUGGAAAUUAGUUCAAGUUCAUGCCAGGAGGACUUGAUGCACGAAGCAGAUGAUUCUUUGGUGUCUAGAGAGAAGCUUUUUUCUGAUUAUGCGCAUGAUAUUCACCGUAACCUAAGAGAGAGUGAGAAAAUGUUAAGAGCAAAGCCAAACUACUUAGAGAGACAUCCAGAGAUCUCCAGCGGCAUGAGGGUCAUCCUGGUAGACUGGCUCGCUGAAGUUGUCCAGGAAUACAAACUCUGUUCCGAAACUCUGCACCUCGCCAUCAACUACUUGGACCGUUUCCUGUCCCACACGGCGUUCAUCAAGCGGAGCAAGCUGCAGUUGGUCGGCACGGCAGCUCUACUGAUUGCUGCGAAGUAUGAAGAGAUCUUCCCUCCUGAGCUGAAUGAAUUUGUGUACAUCACAGACAGCAUCUACAGUAGGAAAAAUCUGACUUGGAUGGAGAAUGCAUUUCUCAGGGUGCUGGCCUUCAGGAUGGCAGCACCAACAACCAACCAGUUCCUUUGCAUGUUCAUGUCCAUCCAACCCGUCUGUUCAAAGACAGAGAACCUCGCCCUGUACAUAGCUGAGUUAAGCCUGCUGGAAACUGAUCCGUUCCUGCAGUUUCUCCCUUCUUUAUUGGCGGCUGGAACUUACUGCUUAGCCGCUUACACCAUAAACAAAUCUCUCUGGCCUGAUUCUUUAGUUUCCUUUACUGGCUACACCUUGACUGAAAUUCGGCCCUGCCUGACUAAUCUUCACAAACUUUACGUCAGUGCUGAGAGCCGUCCACAACAGGCCAUCAGAGGAAGGUAUUCCAGCGUUGCAGGGAUUACUCCACCGUCUGGUUUGCAUCUUGUGUGAAUCCCUGGUCCACCUUUCUGAGCCUCCUAUCAGACCAUAGUUACGGCACACUCAUAGCAAGACAACCCAGCACAUCCUGCCGUCAGCAUCUCACUAGGAGUCACUCUUACGCUGGAUUUUGUUUCCUUUAUCAUUUAAAAAAAUACAUUUAAAUUAGUAUUGUAGUCAUUACAGUUGAGACACAGUUUAAGAUUUAAACAUCCCAUAAGGAUAUUUUCAAAGAUUUGCUUUGUCUUUUUUGAUCAGUUUUUUUUCCCCAAUCCCAGGAAAGUUCAGCUACUAGGUCCUUCCUGGAGGAAAAAACAAACAAUAAAAAGGUCUUCUACUUUA
Molecule: messenger RNA, 1775 nt
Organism: Nothobranchius furzeri (turquoise killifish)
Lineage: Eukaryota; Metazoa; Chordata; Actinopteri; Cyprinodontiformes; Nothobranchiidae
Product: cyclin-A1
Biological process (GO): regulation of cyclin-dependent protein serine/threonine kinase activity; mitotic cell cycle phase transition
Cellular component (GO): cyclin A2-CDK2 complex; cytoplasm; nucleus
Molecular function (GO): cyclin-dependent protein serine/threonine kinase regulator activity
Source: RefSeq, a predicted model, not a curated record